Molecule: messenger RNA, 2642 nt
Organism: Anolis sagrei ordinatus
Lineage: Eukaryota; Metazoa; Chordata; Lepidosauria; Squamata; Anolidae
Gene: SNPH
Product: syntaphilin
Biological process (GO): neuron differentiation
Cellular component (GO): mitochondrion; cytoplasmic microtubule
Source: RefSeq, a predicted model, not a curated record
AGAGAGAACCGCAAAGUACGCAGCUGCUGGCGCCUGGGCAGCCCUGUGCCCAUCCCCUCCCAUCAGCCCAGCCUCCUUUCCCACAAGGUUGCAGGGGAGCAUCACGGGCUGAGCAAUAUGGAAGAAGACAUUGGAGCAGGACGCUGAACAGAGACCGCAGACUCUGCUGCACCUUCGGCCAUUGGCCCAAAGCAUCGCCAAAGAGAGGAGGACACCGGAGGGCUUCUCGGCAUCAUCCUUGCUGCCUGAGCUGUUCCAGUUGGAGUUGCCGUUGGCUCCACCACCAAGCCCUGUGGCUCUAUUGCUAUGUCCCUGCCUGGAAGCAGAAGACCCUCCACGGGAUCCCGAAGCCACGAGUUUUACGACAGGAGUGGCUUUGCCUCGUUCUUUAAGUCUGCCACGGCCCCUGCCACUCCCACCGAGAAACAGCCUCUUCUUCCUGCCUCCAGGCGUCCCUCCCCACCUGUCAGCAUGCGGGACACCUACGGCACCUCCUCGCUCAGCAGCAGCAGCAACUCCGGCUCCUGCAAGGGCAGCGACAGCAGCCCCACCCCAAGGCGGCCCGUCAAGUACCUUUUGUGCAGCGACAACCAUGGCAUCAAGCCCCCGACCCCCGAGCAAUACCUCACCCCACUCCAGCAAAAGGAGGUCUGCAUCCGGCACCUGCGGGCCAGGCUGAAGGACACCCACGAGCGGCUGCAGGACAGGGAUUCUGAAAUCGACGACCUGAAGACCCAACUCUCCAGGAUGCAGGAGGACUGGAUCGAGGAGGAAUGCCAUCGGGUGGAGGCCCAGCUGGCUCUGAAAGAAGCCCGGAAGGAGAUCAAGCAGCUCAAGCAAGUCAUUGACACGGUCAAGAACAACCUGAUCGAGAAGGACAAGGGCCUCCAGAAGUACUUUGUGGAUAUCAACAUCCAAAACAAGAAGCUGGAGACCUUGCUGCAGACCAUGGAGGUGGCCCAAGACGGGAAAGAGGAAGGGGCGGCAGAGUCGGCAGGCGGAUCUCCAGCCCGAUCCUUGACCCGCAGCUCAACUUACACCAAGUUGAGUGACCAAGGGGCUGCCGACCGGAACAUCGGUGGCUCCCAGACCAUCUCGGUGGAUGAUCCAGCAGAUAGUGGUUUCGCCGCGGCAGACGACACCUUGAGCCGGACGGAUUUCUUGGAUCAGAGCAGCCUCAUCUCCUCUGGUGUGGAUUGUGGCACCGAUGAACUCUCCCUCCAGACCAACUCUACUUUGGGCUCCCGAGUCCCGACCAGCUCCACGUACGAGAAACUGAUGGGGUCCCAGCAGAGCGUGGAGGCCGCCGUUCAAGCCAGCUGCAUGCAGGAGCAAGCCAUCCAGACGGACUUUGUACCUUACCAGCCAGAUCUCGACACCAUUGUGGAAAAGGUUAAGAAAUCCCAAGCCUGUGCCAUGGCCAAUACAACCAUGGCACGGGACUCUGAAAUAGAGGAUGCUACAGAGGCAAAGAGCGCCGAGGUUCAUUCCCAAACGCUCCCAGAGAUGAGGGACUUUGCAACGGAUAACCCCAGCUCAGAUAUUAUCAUCAACGCUGGGGAAGAAGGUGAUAAUCCUGAUGGGCAAUCAGUGUCCAAAGCAUGUGGCAGUCCUGCGGCGCAGCAACCAGAGAGCCAUUCGGUGAGCAUCGACUGUGCUCCGGAAGAGGAGACUUCGGAGGCCGCCCCAGAGGCAUCCGCAGCAGCAUCCACCGUGGAGCCCAGAACGUAUUGGAGCCGCCACUUCAUCGUGGAUCUCUUGGCCGUGGUGGUCCCAGCGGUGCCGACAGUGGCCUGGCUGUGCCGUUCCCAAAGGAGGCAGGGUCAACCCAUCUACAACAUAAGCUCCCUGCUCCGGGGCUGUUGCACCGUAGCUUUGCACUCCAUCCGCAAGAUCAGUUGCCGCUCCGUAGCCGCCCCCAGCAGCUCCUGCCCUCAGCCGUGAUCCCAGUUGCCAUCCAGUCCAAAGGUCACAUCGCACGCACAGGCGCUGAUCUAUGCGGGAAGGGAAACAGUUCAGAUUGAGCUGACCGCUGAUUGUAAAUUCCAUCCACGCACUUGAAACGUUUUUUUAAAAAUAUCUUUAUUUGGGGGCAACUUGAGGAGAGUUCUGUCCUGCUGCAACUUCAUUUAUGCAAAAGACUUAGGAGGAAACAUGGCUGCCGUUUCUAGAUCUGUUUUCUAGACGUCCGUAAUGGAAGAGAGUGGUUUUCUCCAUUGUGCCGAAGGAUGUUUACCUUCCAGUUGGUACGGCUUCUGGGAACUGACUUUUCACUUGAGGAGAGUUACCGUCAUUCUAUUUUCCUUGAAAUGCUGGAUGAGCCAAACUUUCUCUCCUUUUAACUCUUGACAUUUUGAGCCACGCUUUCUGCAUCCUUAGCCCAAAUCUUUCCCUUUUCUCAGCAGCUGGCCCUAAGAUGGUGUCCAUACUGCACAGAAAUACCACUUCAAUACCACUUUAACUGCCAUGGUUCCAUACCUGAUAACUCUGACCUUCAACUACUUAGAAAUCUGGGUUGUUGUAGGUUUUUUCAGGCUAUAUGGCCAUGUUCUGGAGGCAUUCUCUCCUGACGUUUCGCCUACAUCUAUGGCAAGCAUCCUCAGAGGUAGUGAGGUCUGUUGGAACUAGGAAAAAGGGUUUAU